Catharus ustulatus (Swainson's thrush) is the source of this 3851-nucleotide messenger RNA. RefSeq names its product protein phosphatase 1 regulatory subunit 8 (gene PPP1R8). The record is from RefSeq and is a predicted model, not a curated record. Bases 53 to 1108 code for a protein of 351 amino acids. Gene Ontology annotation, cellular component: nuclear speck. The transcript is spliced from 7 exons. Lineage: Eukaryota; Metazoa; Chordata; Aves; Passeriformes; Turdidae. Gene Ontology annotation, molecular function: protein serine/threonine phosphatase inhibitor activity; protein binding; mRNA binding.
CGAUCCGCGCCUCCCAUGGUGCCUCGCGCCGGCUGAAUGGGGCAGAGCCAAGAUGGCGGCGAGCGCGGCUCCGGCGGGUGGCGGGUCCCUGUUCGAGUGCCCGAGCUGGGCAGGGAAACCACCACCUGGCUUACACCUGGAUGUAGUGAAAGGAGACAAACUCAUUGAGAAACUCAUCAUUGAUGAGAAGAAAUACUAUCUCUUUGGGAGAAAUCCUGAUCUGUGUGAUUUUACCAUUGACCACCAGUCUUGCUCUCGGGUCCAUGCUGCCUUGGUCUAUCACAAACAUCUCAAGAGGGUUUUCCUCAUAGAUCUGAACAGCACACAUGGCACUUUCUUGGGUCACAUCCGUUUGGAAGCUCACAAACCCCAGCAGAUCCCCAUUGACUCCACGGUUUCCUUCGGAGCCUCCACCCGUGCGUACACGCUGCGCGAGAAGCCGCAGACGCUGCCCUCAGCGGUCAAGGGGGACGAGAAGAUGGGUGGUGAGGAUGAGGAGCUCAAGGGUUUGCUGGGGCUGCCAGAGGAGGAGACAGAGCUGGAUAAUCUGACAGAGUUUAAUACAGCCCACAACAAAAGGAUCUCCACACUGACCAUUGAGGAAGGGAACUUGGACAUCCAGAGGCCAAAGCGAAAACGGAAGAACUCGCGAGUGACGUUCAGUGAUGAUGAUGAGAUCAUCAAUCCAGAGGACGUGGACCCGUCUGUGGGGCGGUUCCGGAACAUGGUACAGACAGCAGUGGUCCCUGUUAAGAAGAAGCGCCUGGAGAACGCGGGCUCGCUGAGCACGGACGAGUCGGCGUCGCGGCGCAUGCAGAGCUUCCCCUACAGCGGAGGAUUGUACGGGGGGCUGCCCCCCACCCACAACGAGGCGGGCACCCAGUCCCACAGCGUCCACGGCACCGCGCUCAUCGGGGGGCUGCCCAUGCCCUACCCCAACCUCGCCCCCGACGUGGACUUGACUCCAGUUGUGCCCUCCACAGUGAACAUGAACCCAGCUCCAAACCCCGCUGUCUUCAACCCUGAAGCUGUGAAUGAACCCAAGAAGAAGAAAUACGCCAAGGAGGCCUGGCCGGGCAAGAAGCCGACCCCGUCCCUGCUGAUCUGAGCUGGGCUGGGGAAGAGCAGGAGUCACCAACUCCAGAAACUUUUCAUGUGCGGUAUCGUCUUUUUAAAAUUUCAGUGUCCUAACAGAUGUAAUAUCAAGAUUGGAGGAGUGAAAUAUCCUUUAAAGAUCUGUCUUCAAAUGUUUUUAUAUGUCUGUUAAAAAAAAAAAAAAUACAGCUCCCAUCUCCUUUUGAACCAAAACCCCUACAGCCUUUUCUUAGCCACCACUGUCCCAGAGGUCUUUAUGCUGAGUUUGGAUCCACAAGUCGAAGGGGCAGUCACACAAUUUAUCACUUAUGGCAUGACCCUGCAGGUCCGUGUAUUUCAGUGCUGAGCUCGCUCUGGUGACACUGUUCCUGCUGGACAUGCUCACAGCAGGGCAGCUCUGUCAAGAGGAAAUGUUUGUGGGGCCAAGCCUUGCAGAAUCUCAUUGGAAGGAGUUGUAAAACUUGCAGAAUAUAGGUCAGCUUGUAUUUUUUAUGUUUUCAAAACACCACCAAUUCUCUCUUUUUUUAUUAUUAUUAUUUUUAGUUUGGCUACAGCUUGUUUUAAUUUCCACAUAAAACACUAGAUCAUCCCAUGAGUUGAGAUGGAUAAGCAACAGGAGGGCUCCUUAGCUUUGUUCUAGUGCUGCAGAAUGCAGUCUGUGGGAUGGAGACAGGGUGCAAAGGAUCAGGCAUUGUCUGCACUGUGACUCUCCUGGAGAACUCAGGGUGAAGUUAACACAGUGCAGUUUCUUUUAGACUUGGUGGCCCCUGUAACUUAAACAGUUUCAUUUUUAUUUGCAAAUGGAACUUUUAAGUUUAGAGUCUAUGAGAUUCAACAAGACAGAAAGCUGGGAAGACUGGCAUGUUUCCCACACAGAUAUUUUGGCUGCUUGGAAGUGCAGGUGGGAAUUGAGUGCUACUGAGAGCCAGAAUAGGAAUUCUCAGUGGACUUGGGUUGUUGCUCAAGCCCUUUAGUUCCUUGGGUUUAGAUUUGAAAAUGAUUCACAUACUCAGACAUAUUGUGGCUGUACUUUAUACAAGGUAAGGCCAGAGCUCUGUUGUUCUUCAGUUCACUCUGGAUUUUUGUACACACUCUAAUGCAGUUCAGCUACAAGUCACAUUCCUUUGCUGUUUGGGGGAUCCAGGAAAUGUGCAUCAGAAUGAGAGCAUGUACCUGCUGCUCACUGUGUGCAGGAUUGCAGCUGCUUGGGGAAGUAAUGCUGAGUUACUGGGAUGGGGCUGUGCUCAGUCAGCUGGGAUGUUGGAUGGUGCUGGAUCAGUGCUGUGUUUAGUGAGUUGGGAUUUUGGGUGGUGCUGGAUCAGUGCUGUGGUCAUUGAGCUGGGAUGUUGGAUGGUGCUGGAUCAGUGCUGUGUUCCUGGGAUGUUGGAUGGUGCUGGAUCAGUGCUGUGUUCAGUCAGCUGGGAUGUUGGAUGGUGCUGGAUCAGUGCUGUGUUCAGUGAGCUGGGAUGUUGGAUGGUGCUGGAUCAGUGCUGUGUUCAGUGAGCUGGGAUGUUGGAUGGUGCUGGAUCAGUGCUGUGUUCCUGGGAUGGUGCUGGAUCAGUGCAGUGUUCAGUGAGUUGGGAUGUUGGAUGGUGCUGGAUCAGUGCUGUGUUCCUGGGAUGGUGCUGGAUCAGUGCUGUGUUCAGUCAGCUGGGAUGUUGGAUGGUGCUGGAUCAGUGCUGUGUUCAGUCAGCUGGGAUGUUGGAUGGUGCUGGAUCAGUGCUGUGUUCAGUGAGCUGGGAUGUUGGAUGGUGCUGGAUCAGUGCUGUGUUCAGUGAGCUGGGAUGUUGGAUGGUGCUGGAUCAGUGCUGUGUUCCUGGGAUGGUGCUGGAUCAGUGCAGUGUUCAGUGAGUUGGGAUGUUGGAUGGUGCUGGAUCAGUGCUGUGUUCCUGGGAUGGUGCUGGAUCAGUGCUGUGUUCAGUCAGCUGGGAUGUUGGAUGGUGCUGGAUCAGUGCUGUGUUCCUGGGAUGGUGCUGGAUCAGUGCAGUGUUCAGUGAGUUGGGAUGUUGGAUACAUCAGACCCCUUUCAGAUGCCCCAGAAUCUGUGUGAGUUCUGCUCUGCAGUGAUUGCUUCUGUCAUGUCCCUGAGGUGCCAGCAGGCAGCUGCCCAGCUCACAAGAGCCAUGGCUUUGGAGACUCUGUUUCCUCCCCACACCAUCACACCCAGCUCAGACUGUUCCUUGUGUGCAUUCAGCACCUGCUCCAUGAUCCAGCUGUGCUGCUCUGUUUAAGUUGCCAUUGAUAAUUCAGCCAUUGGACAUUUGUUCUGCUCCCCAGUGCUCCCACAAUAACUCAAAAUCUUCCUGUCUUUAGUCUGGCCUGUAGGAUUUUCAUUUCCCAGCCAGUUGCUUUCUGAAGGCAACUCUUUAGGGUAGGACUAGUCAGGACAAACAAAAGUUGAGCAGGUUUCCUUCUUUUUGUUUUGGGGUUUUUUGUUUUAUUUUGGGGGGAAGAGGGUUGGGGUUUGGGAUUUUGGGGACUUUUUUUUUGCAAGUGGCUCUUUGCAAGGUUUUUCUUGACAUGGGAAACUUCACUGCUCGUUGUUUUUUAAAGCUCUUCUCCUCCCAGACUCUGAACCAGCUCUUAUUAUUUCAGAGCUUAGGGGCCACAGCUGGCCAUGAGGGGAUAGAACAUCGAGGGGCUUUGUACAGACAUUUGUACACUUGUGUAAUAUGUAAUAGGCCUUUUCACACUUCUGUUGAGCUUUUUACCUGUAACCUUUACUAUGUUGUAAAUUAAAUGCAGAUUUUGCCAGG